AUGACGACCUUCGAAUUCCAGUAUUUAGUCCGCUUCGAAGAUCAAGAUCGGCGUAUACACUACGGAAAUCUCACUGAAGAAAGCCCGGCUGAUCAGCUCCAUGGUCGCGUAGUGGCAGUUCUUGAGGGGGAUCCAAUAAGUGGGCUCAAAGCGUCAGGGAAAAAAGCAAUGAUCAACAAAUGUAUUGGCGUCAACUACGCUAACCAUGCGCAAGAAACGAAUUUCAAAGUGCCAAGUCAGCCCAUAGUCUUCACCAAACCCGCCGAUUCCAUCGCCGGACCAUUUGAUGAGAUUUACUGCCACACCGACGCUAGAGCGCAGCUCGAUUAUGAAGGAGAGUUGUGUUUCAUUUUUAGUAAAGACUGCAGGGACGUGUCCGAGACUGAUGCACUGGGCUAUGUCCUGGGCUACACAAUUGGCAACGACCUCUCUGCACGAAACUAUAUACCCCACGAGAUCUCAGGGUAUCAGAUGAGUUACGGCAAGUCUUUUGAUUCAUUUGCGCCUUUCGGUCCGUAUAUUGUGUCUCCUCGCACAGUAGGCGAUCCUCAAAAUCUGCGGCUUGUUACUAAAGUCAAUGGUCAAGUCCGGCAGAACGAAAACACGUCUGACAUGAUCUGGAACAUUCAGCAGAUCAUCUCACACUUAAGUCGCGGACGCACUGUGCGCGCCGGGACCGUCUGCAUGACCGGCACUCCAUCAGGAGUCGGAUGGUUUAUGAAACCGGCAGGCUUUCUGCAGUCAGGGGACACAGUGGACGUUAGUAUUGAGAAGCUCGGCUCACUUGUCGUUACCAUUGUGUAUUAA
Molecule: messenger RNA, 807 nt
Organism: Exophiala bonariae
Lineage: Eukaryota; Fungi; Ascomycota; Eurotiomycetes; Chaetothyriales; Herpotrichiellaceae
Exons: 3
Coding region: 1-807 (268 amino acids)
Molecular function (GO): acetylpyruvate hydrolase activity
Source: RefSeq, a predicted model, not a curated record